GGUCCCUCCGGCGCAGAAAAACAAAGCAUGCCUCGGUCUCCCCGAAUCCCUUUUUUUGCUCUCUCUCUUUCUCUGUCUGUCUCUCCUGUGCUUCUGCUUCCGCCAGAAGCAAAUAAACGAACAUGCCCAAUUUCAGACAGCCAGCCAAAUUCCUUCAUUCCCCAUGUCUCCCCCCCGAUCCACACCUUAAAUAGCACGGACUUGCCUAUCCACCCCCUUGGGCCCAGAACACUCAUCCAUAAAAUUCCCCAAUCGUCCCAUUCUCUACAGAAGUAGAUCUUCCAUCAUGCACGAUCCCUGCUUGAUUCCUGCUUGCUACACGUGACUGUGCAACAACCUGCUAGCUACACCGAAGAAUGAAUAGUGUCAUACGUAGGUAGUAAAGAACAGACACCUCAGGCACUGAUUAUAAACAACUCAAAUUUUCCCCCUUUAUAGUCAUGGGAGAUUUGAAAUUUGCUUUACUGUACUAGGUGGUAC
Messenger RNA from Aspergillus eucalypticola CBS 122712, 480 nucleotides. RefSeq lists its product as uncharacterized. The record is from RefSeq and is a predicted model, not a curated record. The coding region runs from base 28 to 276 and encodes 82 amino acids. The transcript has a single exon. NCBI's taxonomy places the organism in Eukaryota, Fungi, Ascomycota, Eurotiomycetes, Eurotiales, Aspergillaceae.